AUGGUGAAAGCCUGUGAGCAGUCCCUCGGUCAGAGACUCGAGGCCAUCGAUCAAAACAUCGGUAGCCUAGGCGUGCGGGUCUCGAAGCUGGAGACCUCGGACGAGCGUGUCAAGGCUCUCGAGGACAGGAUGCGGAAACUACUUGAGGAGUUGAACAAGCAGGGCACGCGCAGGUCCCAGUCGGCUGGCUCGUUCGAGCCACUGCUUAUUGAGAUCAAGGCCACGAGGUUCGUGGACCGCCUCCGGCAGGAACUUCCACCCGAUCUUCAAGGCUAUCUCAGAGAAUUUAAAUUGGCUGGCAUUUUCAGAUUUGAGAUCCGAGUCCGCACAACCCCCCAGUACACUUUGCAAUUGAAGGGGUGUAUCUCGGACAUCUUGAAGACCGGCAACUACAAGGUCAAUUAUAUCACCCCGUACGUGGUGGCACAGACUCCCAUGGAGGUCCGCCGGCAAUAUCAUAAAUUUGGCAAUAUCACCGAGGCCAACGAGAAGGCGGUCACGAAGAAAGACGGGAAGGACAUGGCCAUCGAAUGGUCCGCUUUUUCAUGCUACGUCAAGGUCCCCACGGAGGAGAGGCCAUUCUUGAUUGGGGAGGUGACGGACCGGGGGGACUUGGUCGUGAACGUCAGGAACACCAUCAG
Molecule: messenger RNA, 641 nt
Organism: Prorocentrum cordatum
Lineage: Eukaryota; Dinophyceae; Prorocentrales; Prorocentraceae
Source: the annotation of a GenBank genome assembly